UUUUCCAGUUCGACACUGAAUUCUAUAUCAGUGGACUUGCGCCUCUCUGUGACCAGCUUGUUAUACUUUCAUAUGUAAAGGAGAUUUCCGAAAAAACGGAAGUGGAGUGUUGUGCGAGGCCUAGACUGGAUAUUGUACAACCCUUACCUGAGUCCUGUGAAGAGAUCUCUUCUGAUGCAUUAACAGUACGAGGAUUUCAGGAAAAUGAAUGUAGAGAUUAUCAUUUAGAGUAUUCGGAAGGUGAAUCACUCUUUUAUAUCAUCAGUCCAAGAGAUGUGGUUGUGGCUAAAGAACGGGACCAAGAUGAUCACAUUGACUGGCUUCUUGAAAAGAAGAAAUACGAAGAAGCUUUGAUGGCAGCUGAGAUCAGUCAGAAAACCAUAAAAAAGCAUAAGAUUUUGGACAUUGGCUUAGCCUAUAUAAAUCACCUAGUGGAGAAAGGAGAGUACAACCUGGCUGCUCGAAAAUGCCAGAAAAUUCUUGGCAAAAACACAGAACUCUGGGAAUUUGAAGUUUACAAGUUUAAAGAAAUAGGUCAGCUUAAGGCAAUUAGUCGUUACUUGCCCAGACGAGAUCCAGUUCUGAAACCUCUGAUCUAUGAAAUGGUCCUGCACGAGUUUUUGGAGAGUGACUAUGAGGGGUUUGCAACCCUGAUAAAAGAGUGGCCUGGAGAUCUCUACAACAACACAAUCAUAGUUCAAGCUGUGAUGGAUCACCUGAAGAAAGAUCCACAGAACAGGACAUUGCUGCGAACACUUGCAGAAUUGUAUACGUAUGACCAGCGCUAUGGCAAAGCCCUAGAAAUUUACCUAACUUUGAGGCAUAAAGAUGUCUUCCAGUUGAUCCACAAGCACAAUCUUUUCAGUUCUAUCAGAGACAAAAUUGUUCUCCUCAUGGAUUUUGAUUCAGAGGUAUGGUGAUUUUAAUGAUUUUAU
Messenger RNA from Balearica regulorum gibbericeps (East African grey crowned-crane), 935 nucleotides. The record is from RefSeq and is a predicted model, not a curated record. Lineage: Eukaryota; Metazoa; Chordata; Aves; Gruiformes; Gruidae.